Anguilla anguilla (European eel) is the source of this 1569-nucleotide messenger RNA. RefSeq names its product serine/threonine kinase 40 (gene stk40). The record is from RefSeq and is a predicted model, not a curated record. The coding region runs from base 229 to 1554 and encodes 441 amino acids. Gene Ontology annotation, molecular function: protein kinase activity; ATP binding. Gene Ontology annotation, biological process: protein phosphorylation. The transcript has 12 exons. Lineage: Eukaryota; Metazoa; Chordata; Actinopteri; Anguilliformes; Anguillidae.
UCAGGUGGUGCUGCUAUGGAAAGAUGUGAUCAGAGGGUCAGAAAGAGGAGGCUUUUCCUGAUUGCUCAUUUCAGUAAUAAUAAAACAACUUCUGAAAUUACAAACGACGUUCUCGUUUGGUUGGAAAAACAAAGAUCAAUGCGCCGCGCCGAUUAGAAAGCUGAGAGAAUGCCCUUGGUGUAGAAGAGAACGUUUCCCCGGUUGUUUUGGGUCAAGAGCGCGAGCAGGAUGUCCAAGCGGCGCAUGGCGGAGCGGGUUUCCGGGGAAACCUCGGGCCGGGCCAGCAAGCUCCUGUGCCCCGGAAUAUCGGGAAACAGCGGGAAGAGAGCCGGACCCUUCAUCCUCGGACCUCGGUUGGGGAAUUCUCCGGUGCAGAGCAUCGUUCAGUGUCUGGCCAGGAAGGACGGGACCGAUGAUUUCUACCAGCUGAAGAUCCUGACCCUGGAGGAGCGGGCGGACGCCGGGGCGGAGACUCAGGAGGAGCGGCAGGGGAAGAUGCUGCUCCACACGGAGUACUCCCUCCUCUCCCUGCUCCACAGCCAGGACGGCGUGGUGCACCACCACGGCCUCUUCCAGGACCGGGCCUACGAGAUGGUGGAGGACCCGGACUCCAGCAGGGUCCGGCGGAUGAAGAAGCGCAUCUGCCUGGUGCUGGACUGCCUGUGCGCCCACGACUUCAGCGACAAGACGGCCGACCUGAUCAACCUGCAGCAUUACGUCAUCAAGGAGAAGCGCCUGAGCGAGCGCGAGACCAUCGUCAUCUUCUACGACGUGGUGCGCGUGGUGGAGGCGCUGCACAAGAAGAACAUUGUUCACCGAGACUUGAAACUGGGGAACAUGGUGCUAAACAAAAGGACACACAGAAUCACCAUCACCAACUUCUGCCUGGGGAAGCAUCUGGUGAGCGAGGAUGACCUUCUGAAAGACCAGCGGGGCAGUCCUGCCUACAUCAGCCCGGACGUACUGAGCGGCCGCCCGUACCGUGGGAAACCCAGCGACAUGUGGGCCCUGGGGGUGGUGCUGUUCACCAUGCUGUACGGCCAAUUCCCCUUCUACGACAGCAUACCUCAAGAGCUCUUCCGCAAGAUCAAAGCCGCAGAGUACAGCAUUCCAGAGGACGGGCGUGUGUCGGAGAACACCGUGUGCCUGAUCCGGAAGCUUCUGGUCCUGGAUCCUCAGCAGAGACUGACUGCAGCCGAGGUGCUGGAGUCCCUCAGCGGCAUCAUCGCCUCCUGGCAGUCCGUCUCCUCUCUCAGUGGUCCCCUGCAGGUGGUGCCAGACAUCGACGACCAGGUCAACCACCCGGAGCAUCUACAGGAGGCGAAGGUGACGGAGGAGUCCUCUCAGUACGAGUUUGAGAACUACAUGCGGCAGCAGCUGCUGCUGGCAGAGGAGAAGAACACUAUCCACGAGGCCAAGGGCUUCCUCAGCCAGCGCCACUUCGGCAACAUCCCGCCGGUCCGCCGCCUCGGACACGACGCCCAGCCCGUCAGCCCGCUGGACGCCGCCGUGCUGGCUCAGCGCUUCCUCAGGAAAACUCCAAAUAUAAAGUGAUUUAUAUUUGCGGAC